Messenger RNA from Neurospora tetraspora, 1317 nucleotides. RefSeq lists its product as uncharacterized. Gene Ontology annotation, biological process: retrograde vesicle-mediated transport, Golgi to endoplasmic reticulum. The transcript has 2 exons. Lineage: Eukaryota; Fungi; Ascomycota; Sordariomycetes; Sordariales; Sordariaceae. Bases 262 to 1089 code for a protein of 275 amino acids. Gene Ontology annotation, cellular component: membrane. Gene Ontology annotation, molecular function: serine-type endopeptidase activity. The record is from RefSeq and is a predicted model, not a curated record.
GGCCAUUCAGGAACCGUGACGGCCGGCGAUAAAGGACGACGACAGCUUCCAUUCAAUUUCGACACUCUUCGCCGGGAACCUCACGUUUUUGAAACCUGAACACCACUGCCCUGAAUGCCCGGUGCAUAUGGACAAGUGUUUCGGUCAACGAGUUUCCGAGAAUUAUAAACCUAAAAGUUCCUCAUAUGUGCAUCUGAUUGUCGCCAUAUCCCAGAGACGGGACAUUCAAAAGGGGGAAAGCAUCUACCCACGGUCUUCAUCAUGUCCUUCACCGACGCUCCAGUAACCAAGGCACUGGUCCUGGGCCUGGUUGGGCUCUCCAUCGCCGCCAGCAUCUUUGAUAUCAAGCACUACUUCUACAUCUCAAUCGGCACUCACUUCCUCCGCUACGGACAACUAUGGCGCAUCUUGACGUAUCAGUUAUGCUACACCAACUCAUCCGAGGUCCUCUUCGGAGCCAUGUCACUUUAUCACAUGAGAAUGGUUGAGCGGUUUUGGGGAUCCAGGAAAUAUGCCUCUUUUAUCCUCAUAGCCGGACUCUUCACAGCCAUAAUCCCACCCAUCUUCCUCACCGUCGUCCUGCGCCCCCUCUCCUUCGGCGCCCUUGACUACAUACCCGCCGGGCCGACACCGAUCCUCUUCGCCAUCCUCGCGCAGUACCACGCCAUGAUCCCGCAAAUCUACAAGUACAAGGUCGCCCUAUCCGCCAGCCCGCCAUCCAACGCCAGCGACGACACCAGCGGAGUCAUCUUCUCGGACAAGUCGACGCGCUAUCUCAUGGCUUUGCAACUGGCCCUCUUUCAGUGGCCUGGCUCUCUCCUGGGUGCGGUGAUUGGCUGGGUGGUGGGGUAUUUAUGGCGCAACGAUCUCUUGCCUGCGGCGGUGGCUCACUGGAGGGUGCCUGGGUGGGUGGUUGGUCUUCGCGCUCAGAAGAGGAACGAUAGGUUUGAUGGAAUUCGGAGGAGGUUGGAAGACGAGGGAGCUUCUACUGGAGUAGCUACGGGCGCGCAGCCGGCUGCUGAGGGCGAAGGUAAUAGGAGGAGACCGUUGGGUCAGCAACUGAUAGAUGAGGUUAGAGGGGCGUUCUGAGGACGAGGGAAGUGGGAGUAUCAGUUUGGACUUGUAACCAGAUUCCCUCCGGUCCUAUCCGCCAGGAAGCACUUCCAGUAAUACAUUGGUUCGUACUUAAGAGUUGUUGCUUUUUGAUAUUCGAGCCCCAAGCCGGUCAUGCGGAAUCCCACACUUCCACGCCAGGCAACGUAGGGUUCUGUAAGUCGAAAGCAUCAUUCACAUAUCUUUUCAUUUCAGACAUACACG